Drosophila eugracilis is the source of this 7711-nucleotide messenger RNA. RefSeq names its product lachesin (gene DIP-alpha). NCBI's taxonomy places the organism in Eukaryota, Metazoa, Arthropoda, Insecta, Diptera, Drosophilidae. The record is from RefSeq and is a predicted model, not a curated record. Bases 250 to 1908 code for a protein of 552 amino acids. Gene Ontology annotation, cellular component: neuron projection. The transcript has 9 exons.
GCUGGUUGAAAAACGGUCAAACGGAACUCGAAUCCUGUCGCCAGUCUCUGCCACCAUCUCUGCCAAAUACGGAAUAUUCGCGUCCCUAAAAAAAGUUAAUUUAUAUAUAUAAAAAAAAAAAAAAAUUUAAAAAAGAAAACAUUAAGCCAAUACAUUUGGGUGAAUAUUUUUUUGAAUUUUUUCUGUGCAGUGAAACUGUUCUUUUCGCGUACCGAUCGCAAAUGUCGUUGAGGAAUUUUUAAUACCCAAAUGCGAUUCACGGCGAAACGGUUAUUUCGGAAUUUUCAACUCGCCAAGUCCGAUCGGAAUGGCAAAAUGCUGAUCCACUUGCUGGUCGUCGUUUCGCUCCUGGAAGCAAUUGGCGCCUUUCAGCCGGAGUUCGUGGAGAGCAUUUCCAACGUGUCCGUGGCCGUCGGACGCGAUGCAACCUUCACGUGUCACGUCCGACACUUGGGCGGCUAUCGGGUGGGAUGGCUUAAGGCCGACACCAAGGCUAUACAGGCCAUUCACGAGAACGUGAUCACGCACAACCCCCGUGUCACUGUCAGUCAUUUGGACCAGAACACGUGGAAUCUACACAUCAAAGCGGUAUCCGAGGAAGAUCGCGGUGGUUAUAUGUGCCAACUUAAUACAGAUCCGAUGAAAAGCCAGAUUGGCUUCCUGGAUGUCGUGAUUCCGCCGGAUUUCAUCAGCGAGGACACCUCCUCGGAUGUUAUUGUGCCGGAGGGCAGUUCCGUGCGAUUGACAUGUCGGGCCCGCGGCUAUCCAGAACCGAUUGUCACCUGGCGGCGCGAAGACGGUAACGAGAUUGUCCUGAAGGACAAUGUGGGCACCAAGACCCUGGCCCCCUCAUUUCGCGGCGAGGUGCUGAAGCUGUCAAAGAUCUCGAGGAACGAGAUGGGCUCCUAUCUGUGCAUUGCCUCCAAUGGAGUGCCUCCGUCGGUUUCAAAGCGCAUCUCCCUCAGCAUACACUUUCAUCCGGUCAUCCAAGUGCCGAAUCAAUUAGUCGGCGCACCACUUGGCACUGAUGUCCAAAUUGAGUGUCACGUCGAGGCCUCGCCCAAAUCAAUUAACUACUGGAUUAAGGACACGGGAGAGAUGAUCGUGACAUCGGGCAAGUAUCAUGUCCAGGAGAGUUCGCAGUCCAUGUACGAGACCAAAAUGUCGAUGAUAGUCAGGAAGUUCCAGAAGGACGAUGUCGGAUCCUAUCGCUGCAUAGCCAAAAACUCACUGGGUGAAGUCGACAGCAGUAUCCGCUUAUACGAAAUCCCCGGACCGAAUCGUAAUAAAAAUCCGCUGAACGGCAGCGGAAAAGGUGGCGGGGGAGCGGGCGGUAGCCUGGAUGCGGAUGCCAAUGACAUUUUGAAGCAGAAACAACAAGUCAAAGUCACCUACCAGCCGGAGGAUGAGGAGCUGCAGUACGGAUCCGCCGAGGAUUUCGAUGCGGAAGGUGGCGAAGGCGGUGGCCUGACACCGUUAUCGCCGCACGUUUACUACACCAGCGGCAAUAAACCGGCCACACAUAAGCCGGGAAACUCCGGCGGCAAUCAGCAUCAGCAUCAACAUCAGCAGCACCACCAUCACCACCACCACAACCAGCAACACGGUGGGGCAAGUGGCGGUGGUGGUCCAGUGGGUGGCAUUGGGCUGGGGUUACCUGGUGGCGAAAUGGGCGGCAUCACCCGCAAGCCCCCGCCAUAUUACGGUGGCAAUACGGAAGUGCGCGUUCCCAUCGACAAUAACGAAAUGAGCUCCGGCUCCGGCGAUUCACGACUGCGUCGGGGUCACCAUUUGGCCGUUCUUCUACCUAUUCUCGUCCUGCUCAUUCUGCCCAGGAGUUGGCACUGUCGACAGUCGUUCUUAAUGGGCUUGUCGUCCGUGUCCGGCCUUCUGCUCAGCCUCUUAUAAUACACAGUCUAAUGGACUCACCAGCACAUUCAGCCACAGAAGCAACAGACUCAACAAUACACGGAUGCAACGAAGGAAAAUAAGGUCUAUAUAUGAUCCGACUACAACAAGACAUUCAUCAGGCAAUACCUACUAUCAAGUAAGAAGUAUGUUGUAGUGUCUAAUACCCAGUCUAAGGAUAUCAAAAAUAAUUUCACCAACACACAUUUUCCACCAAAUAACACAAGUGUUUGAGUGAAUGUAAAGCAGCCCCAGGGACAGUCUAAAUAGCUACAGCAACAAAACACAACCUUAUAGGUCUUUAAUGCAAAACUUUAAUUAAAUACUAAAAAACACAAUAACUAACAGUCUGUAAAACAUAAAUUCUCAACCAAAAAACACAAACGUUUCAAGUGUAAAAGUCGAAGGGACUAAAUAUUUAACAACAUGCUCACCAAACAACACCAGCAAUCCCCAAAAAGUGUUUAAGUGUGUAAAUGUCCAAGGACUUAGCAUUCGGAGCAAACAUUCAACAACAAUUUCACCAACAAUCUCUUUAACCAUUAAGAGACUUAAACAUAUAAAACACACAUGUUGUAGUAGCAAAUGUUAAAUUGUUUAUAACAUAAGUGAAAAACAAAAAACAGGGAUGGUGUUUCGAGGCAUCCAUAAUUAGUGAAUGUAUUUAACGCAAGAAUUUUUAGUGUUACUGAAACAUUUUUAAGGGGGUUGCACAGUUAAGUAAUCACAGCUAAUCUAAGGUUAAGCGGUACCCAAAAGCAUUUACAGUGAAUCGAGCACUGAAAAACAAAAAUCAGUUCCCGAUUGGGACAAAAAUCUCGUUUUUUUUUAAUAUAGCAUAAAUAGGAAAGGGAUUCGAAGAGUUUGAGGACAACCGAUGUGGCCAAUGAAGGAACAACAUUUUAUAUUUGGUACUUUGAAGUCUACAUCUUCCUUCAUGCUAUUUGUUAUAAUCAACCCUUGCAGGAUACUUUUUGUUGAUUUUCUCAUUUAGAUUUUUGGCGGCUAACACACCUUUUUUGUCCAAUUUCCGAUUUCCCAAACCGAUUUACAAAACUUUCGAAAGGUCAAUUAAUAUAAAACAGAAACAUAAAAACAAAGGGAAACUUUUUUGAUUUGUUGAAAAAAUGCUUUAUUUGACUUUUUGUUUCUUAUUCGUAAUUUGGGCUACUUUUGACUGAGUUUUGUUCAUUUGUUCAACUUUGAUUGACACUUGUGAGAGAUCCUGUGGAAAAAGGGAGUGGGUUUAUGAUAAAUAGACUUCGAGACCUUUUUAUAAUUUAUUUCUUUGUCAGCAGAUUUGUUAAUUGUGUUGCUGUGCUGUACUCUUAAAUAUAAUUAAAUUUCUUAUUUUCAUGCAAAUGAUUUGCACACAAGCUGUGAUGCUCUCUCAGUCUUUGCCUCUUAACCCGUUCAUAUGCUGCUUUUAACCCUUGUUUUGCCAACUAUUUCUUGGUUUUUGCCAAAACUUUUUGUUUUAUUUUUGAAGUCUUUGCAGCGGAGUGUUUUUUAUUUAUUUAUUUUUUUUUUGUGGCAACGUCUUGUCUUUGCAGCUGCGUGUGUGUAUAUUUGUGUAUGUAUAUGAGUGCGUUAGUUUUUUUUUUUUUUUUUUUGGAAAUGUGUGUGUGGCAGCUGUGGGGCAGAAGUUGUGGACAAAGAAAACUCUCGGCUCCCAUCUGCGUUGCAUUUGCUUUUGAUGAAUUACUUGCAUGUCAGUUAACCACACACACACAAACACAUACAUAUAUCACACCCAGCCACACACACAGCUACGUUUUUAAUGAAAUGAAAACUUUUUGGCAAAGUGAAUUUCAUUGUAAGCAGCAACCCCCAAACCCCUUUGGAAAAACCCAAAACAAUCCUCUGCCAGAACUUAAAACUAAAAUAAAAAAAAACCAAGACAGCUACAAAUAUACAAAACCGCCAAAAGCUGCCACUGAUGAUGAUAAUAAGACGCUGACAACCGCAGCAACAGCAACAUGAACACAGCAGCAACAUCAGCAGCAAAAGGCAGUAGCAGCAACCCAAAGAAACAUGUCACCAACAGGGGCUUUAGUGGGUUAAGUAGGGGCCGAAAGAGGGCCAAAAUGUGGGGGUGUUUUAGCCACGUUGACACAAGUGUUUCAAAUUACAUAGACCCCUUGAAGAAAAGGAAGCCAAGCAGCAACGACGUACUACGUCGAGAACUAGUCAACCGGCAGCAACACUUUUACUGAUGUUGCAAGUUGCUGCUAUGCAAGUUGAUGUUGCUGCUGCUGUUGGUGUUGCUACUCUGCAGUUGCUACUGGCAUUGUCCAUUGAUGAUGUUGUUGCUGUUCGUGUUAAUGUUGAUGUUUCUUGUUUGGCAGUCACCUCAUGUUGCUACAAGAAAAGCUCUGCUAAACAUUUACAUUUUCUCUGGUGUGUUUUAAAGAUUUCUGCCUUAAAAGAAUUACUAACUGGGAAAAGUUAUUUAUUUAUGCACAGCUCUUAAACUCUAGCUAAACAUAUAGGAAAUGAAAUAUAUGAAAAAGAGUUACAAGCAUUUCGAAAUUCCUGCUCCAAUUCGGUGGGGUUAUUUCCAUUAUUAUUGCAGUUUUUGGCAGUUGAGCUAAUUCUAAGGGAGAUGUUGCUGCGGGGAUGUUGCUGCUGGUCAUAUCACUUUUGUUGUUGCUGCUGCAGCAGCUUCUUUUGUUAGUACCAUUACCACUACUGCUUUCACAUUCGCUGCCUUUAAAAUCGCACAUCCUCUGUUGUCCUUUGUUGUAUUGCGUAAAUAGCACAACAAAUAUAAAUACACAGCAGUAAUAAUGCCAGACAAACAUGCACAAAAUGAGAAUUACAGACGGAAAAAUUCGUAUUGAUUAUCAUUAAUUUGAAUAUCCCCUUAAUGUGAUCAAAAAUAAAACAAAAAUGUAUUAUUUUAAUGGUUUUAAUAGUUGAUUAUAAGGUUAAUAAUGAGAAAGUUAUAUUAGUAGUUAGUUAACAUCUCUAUUUUGUUUUUAUUUUUUUUGCGAGUGUACAUGUGCAUUUUGCUGAUUAUGAUUGUUAUGGAGCCGCAGUUUGAGUUGUUUUUUGGGGCUUUCCGCGACACUUGUAAUCAAGUUUUCCCGCACACAAUGGUGUGUCUGCCUGUGCGCGUGUUCUCUGCCGUCUCUGUCUAUCCUCGUGUUGCCUACUUUUGCGUGGCGGGGAGAAGCGCUUAAUUGCUCUACUUGAUGCCGUCAAAUUGUAUUUUAAUUUCGCAUUUCCCUUUUUAUCAUUCCUUACUGUGACCGCUGUCUUUAAGUUGCUAUUGUUAUGGUGAUGGGAAACGCAAGUUGAAAGUGGUCCCUAGACCUUAAAUUCUUUUUGUUGGAAGAAAAUAUUGUAUUAUAUCAAUUAUUAGUUUUGGGUAUUUUUAAAUUAUUUCAGAAGGAAAUGUUAAACUUUUUUUACUUUUAGUUUUGACUGUAAGCUUUUAUACUUUAUGGAUUUUCACAUUUCAUGCUAUUUUUAAAGCAACAGUAAAGCCAUUGUAAUAAAAUCUUUAAUCUACUUACCUGAAACUUAAUAGGGAAACAUAUUUAAUACUUUCCUUAAGAAAAUUUCUUGGUCAUCCCGGACCUGAGUUAUAUGCCGGCUCAUCUUAAUCUUCAUCAUAUUUUUGAGGGCCAUUCUUUUUGGCGUACUUUUUUCCAACCGCCUUUGUUUUACUGCGGUUUAUUGUGUUAUGCAGUGUGGCGAACUUGUAUCUAUUUAAAUUUUGUGUGUGGCAACAUGUUUAUUUUAUAACCCCAAGGCAAGAGGAAAAUGCAGGGGGAGUUUUGGGAGUUUGCUUCAUGUUUGACGGAAGUUUAAUUGAAUACACCGCUUACUUGACGGUGGACGGGGCUGCAGGCUGUGUGGCAAGGCAUGGGGGUUUUGGUGGAAAAUGUAUUUGUGUGCGUGUGUUGGCCGCAAAACAUUUUCCGCAUUUUCCGGGGAAAAGGCGGGACAGCAGCUCGCUAAAACAAAUGGCAAUCAAGUUGAAUUGUUACACACAUAUAAAUGGUAGGGCAAAGAGGGGUUUCAGAGAAAAAGGCGCGGGGGCGUGGAUAAUACGUAGGGGAAAAUGAGAGGAAAAUAUAUAGGGAAAAUAUGGGCAAAAUAAGUGCGGAGUCUGUACGCCGCUGGCUGAAAUUUACUCAACUUUUUUGAUUUAAUAACGAAAUGAGUGUCGGCUUGAAUAUUCCUAUUGUAUGACACUAAGUGUGUGAGUGUGUGCGUGUAUGCAGUCUGGUAUCCUGGUAAAUGGCUUCGCUUUGUAAUGUCUCAAUGGCUGACAAGCGGCUGUCGAGCAACAGCUGGCUAAAUAAGUGAAACACUGCUAAAAACACUUCUAAAAAUCGUUGUUAAAAUUCCUAAACUAAUAUUUUAAUAGGCUGUUUAAGUUUAUGCAAAUUCCCAAUAUUUUUCCCAAUAUCUAAGAAAAAUACAGUUCUGAACAUUUUUUUAUUUUAUUUAUUUCAUAAGUUCUGAAUAUUUUCUUAACCAUUUUAUUUAUUUAUUUACUUGCUUUUGUCAACUAGAUUUCUAUCCCGUUUUUCUCGCUGUGCUUUGACCAGAGCAAAUAACCCAGCUUGAACAAAAUUUUUGGCUUGCAGCCGUAUCUUUUCAUCAGUUGAUGAUGACUGCCGGGCGGCCGAGCGAGAAAUAAAAUUAAACAAAUACGAGAUAACAAGCCACUCCAGCAGCAGAAAUUCAAUUACAGCUGCUUCAGGUUGCCAGUUUCUGGUUGCAAGUUGCAUGUUGCUCGUGUGUGUGAGCAUCACUCGAUGGACACACAAAACGAAGGAUUCAGUUCUUAGUAGUCAGUACUUGGUACUCAGUCAGUACUCUGUAUUUUGGGUACUCAGACCUCAGGACACUUGACACUGGGCCCCUCUGGCCACAAACUCGAAUUGAUUUAAUUGAAAUUUUAUUCGAGUCCUGCCUGGCCCCAUUGUGCAACAGUUGUCUAGCAGCAGGAUCCUUUGUGCAUUUGUUGCAUUUUAAUUAAGAGCUGCUUUGUACUGCCGCUGUAACAAUAAAACCAAAUCUAGCCACAACAUCUAAGCAACCCCCUACACACAUAUUCAUAUACCAUAUAUGGACAGUUGUGUUCAAAAUAAUAGAUAAGCCUUAAAGAUAACAAAAUAAUACUAAACUGGUUUGAUCAGUUGAAGAUGAUUUUAGAAAAAUCAUUAAAAACUUAUUUAAUUUUAACUUUGGUUCCAUAUAACAUGUUUUCAAAACAUAAUCUCAUUAAAAACAAACCAACAUUUUUUAUUUGAUCGUUUAAAAUCACGAUCAGACUUCUAUUAUUUUGAGCACAACUGCAUAUAAGCAGUUUGUUUGGUUCGUGUAUAAAGCAAAAUAAGUAAAUGCUAAACUCAUAAUGGAAAUUUGUAAAAAGGGUCAUAUAUAGAAAUGAAAAAAAUCAUAGUUAUACAAAUGGACUCUAGAAGAAUCAGAGCCAUUAAAGGUUGUUCAUAUGCUAAGCGGGAUAUAUCUCUCUAUAUGGUACUGUACUUAUAUCAAAAGAAAAAUCGAAAUACACAAUAAUAUUAUGUGCCAUUAUUAGCAGACCUAAAUGCUGAACGAAAAUAAAUAAGAUAAACUAGAGGAAAUGUUAUAGAAUCCUUGAAUCCUUCGACUUUUCACAUUCUGUAUAUAGUUUUGUUGUGGCUAAAAUCCAUUUAAAUGUGUAAUAAAUUAGGUUCUCAUUGCGUUGCUUUUAUAUUACUACUACUUUAAGUAUAGGAAAUGUAUAUAAGACAGCUCAUUAAGAAAAGUUAAAGCUAAAUAAAAUGUAUAUAGCCAA